This is a messenger RNA of Panicum hallii, 1042 nucleotides long. RefSeq names its product RING-H2 finger protein ATL74-like. Bases 259 to 819 code for a protein of 186 amino acids. The transcript has a single exon. The record is from RefSeq and is a predicted model, not a curated record. NCBI's taxonomy places the organism in Eukaryota, Viridiplantae, Streptophyta, Magnoliopsida, Poales, Poaceae.
GUGAAAGAUACUCCACUGGUCCUGAUCACGACUGAUGAGAGGAGCUAGCACUCAUGGUCUCAUCUCAUGCUUUUAUCCGCUUUGGUUAGUGCCCUUCAAGGCUUCAUCACUUGGUUGAGAGCGCUUUCUGCCCAUGCCGUCCCGUCCUCCAAUGCUGUGGCCGCUCCACUCCCCUUGUCCGCUUCUCUUUUGCAGCUGCUCGCCGCCGGCCGUUCUGACCAGUGACCGCCUCUGGCCUUGAUUUCUUUCGUCCUAUCCAUGCGCAUGCCGCUGGGGGUGUCCCACAUGUCCAACUGCAGCACCAUCGCGCCCGCGCCCGCGCCCGAGGCGCCGCGCGCGCCGGCGUCGCCGCUGGACUACGACGUGGUGGUGAUCCUGGCGGCGAUGCUGUGCGCGCUGGUGUGCGCGCUGGGGCUCAACUCGAUGCUCCAGUGCGUGGUGCGGUGCACCCGCCGGGCCGUGGCCGACCCCGUCGGCUGGGUCGCGCACCGCCGCGCCAGCGCCGGGCUCAAGCGCGAGGACGUCGCCACGCUGCCCGUGGCCACCUACGUCGCCUCGCCGCCGCCGGCCGCGGCGGGGCGCUCGCCGGCGCGGCAGCAGCAGCAGGCGUCCGGAGCGCCGGGGUGCGCCAUCUGCCUGUCGGACUUUUUCGACGGGGAGAGGAUCCGGGUGCUCCCCGUGUGCGGACACCGGUUCCACGUCUUGUGCAUAGACAGGUGGCUCGCCUCGCACGGCUCCUGCCCGACGUGCCGGCGCCGCCUCUCCUCCGAGUCCGUCGCCGGAGGCCACCACCACCUGCAAGUCUUGACGCCUGUAUGAUCGAUCAAUCGAUCGAAAAUCUAUACUGUUAUUCUUUUUCUUUUUUGUUCUCGAGAUCAUUGUUUCCGGCAUAUGCUUGUAUGUAACGUACCGAUCUUAGAUCCUGAGCUUGACUGCGGCAUGAUCAUCCGGUAUAGCUUGUUUGAUGGUUCACUUUGCCAUCUUGCAUGAGAGCUUUUUUUUUCUUCUAUACGUGUAUACCACCUUAUGAGAUGUUUAUUGC